AAUAGUUGCGUGCGUCCAAAUGUCAAAAAGAUAUAGAAAAUUUAAAUAAAAUUUCGUGAAAAGUUACUUUUCGACAAUGUCUUCGGUCAUUUAUGUGGAUUUAAGUUCAGAUUCAGAGGAUGAGGGUCCGCCCGAUGCUAAGAGAGCCCGUCGUGAGGCAGCUAAGUUGCAUUUAUCCGCAUCAAAGCAGCUGCCCAGUAAAUUAUUGCAAAUACAAAAGGCUACAAUUAGUAAAGUGCCUGCCACAGUUGCUGUAGCCUUAAAAACGACAACAGCAACAACAACUACAUCGCCGGCAGUAGGAGCAAAUGCAACGACAACAACAGCUGCAGGGGCCUUCAGGUCCAUGCAAAUACCUAGCGGCAUUACAGUCACCAAGCACAAUGUCAAUAUGAAUUCAAAAUUGCUGUUUGAACCCAACAAUAACAACAGUAGUAGUAAUAAUAAUAAUAAUAAUAAUAACAACAGUACUAGCUUAAAAAGCAAAUCUAUAAAACUUACAACAGUUGGCCAAAAGGCUCCUGCCACAUUGGCCACAAUUACCAGCGUUCCCACUCCACAGUCAGUGAAGUUGUCGCCCAUGGGGAAAGCCUGGCUUCAAAAACCCUCAGUACAGUCGCAGCUAAAAGUAAUUGGACAACAACAGCUAACAUUGCAGCAACAACAACAGCUGAAGAACACAGGAAGUUUGCAUAAGCAACUAAAGACGUUGCCUGCAACUACAAUACAACAGCACUCGCCACAGCGUUCAACGGAAGCAACGCCUCAACUGCAACAACUACAGCGUUCGACAGCAGCAACACCGCAACAGCAACAAUCUCAGCGCUCGACAGUAGCAGCAGCACCUCAACAACAACAACAAGCACAGCGUUCAACAGCACCAAACCCACAACAGCAACAACUACAGCGUUCAACAGCAGCAACGUCCCAACAACAACAACCACAGCGAUCAACAGCAGCAACGCCCCAACAACAACAACCACAGUGUUCGUCAAUAGCAACGGUCCGUAAAACAGCACAGCGAGUUUCAAUCCCCCAACAACAACAUCAACCCCCGCGCUCGCCAGCUAUCACGUUUCAACAGCAACCGUGCUCGACAGCUACAAUAACACCACACCAACAACAAAAGUCACCUGCGCGCACUAAUUCGCAGCUGCCCCAAAAACCUACCGCUGCACCUUUAGUAAUGGCAGCACCGCUGGUAAAGCCAGCACUGCGUUUAACAGCACCCCCAACGAUGCAGAUCACGAGUGCACAAAAGUUGCCCUUGAAAUUGAAUCCAAUAAUGCUACAGCGUUUGCCCACAGUGCAGAUAAAGACAGGGCAAAAAUUGACAGCGGCAACAACGUUGCCGGCGCCGUCGACGCAGCCGCCAGCACUUAGCGCAACAACGCCAAUAAUUUCAACCAAAAAAGUGAAACUUGCAACAGCGCCGCCAGCAGCACACAUCUCAAAUAUAAGCAGCAACAACAUAGUGAGAGCAUCAGCUUCAACGCCACCGCUUCUGGCCAAACUCACGGCAAGCAAACCCAGUCUAGUGGUAUCUAGCGUGAACAAUAAUAGCGCCGCACGCACAAUGCCCUACAAACCAACAGCAGCAGUAGUAGCAGCAACAACAGUAAACCCAGCGCCCAUUAAAAGUAUAAGCACGACCACGCCCACACAAUCAUUGACAGCAGGCGCGACACCGCCAUUGCGAUUGCUAGCAACGCCGCCACACUGUGCUGCGGCGCUUAAUGAGCCGCUGUUGCUGAAUUUGCCACCGACCACCAGCAUAACGCCACAGCUGACGCCAACUACAACUCCGCCGCCACCAACGGCAACAGCAGCAACUACUUUGCCAUUAAGUAAACCAAAUUUUCCAGCUGCUAGCAUUUCGCCUGUAAGCAAACCAAAUUUUCCAGCUGCCAGCAUUUCGCCUGUAACCAAACCAGCUGCCAAGCGUGUGCAGCCCAUAACGGUGCUAAAGAAGUCAGAUGAGGAAUGGCGCAAGCACAUGGCGCAGCAGCAACUAAAGGAAUUGGAGCAACAAAAGCAACAGAAGCUAAAAGAGCAGCGAGCAUGCACGCCUACUAUAGUGUUAGUAGAAUCACCGCCCACAACGCCGCCCACUGAAAAGGAAGCUGAACCAGUUAAGCGCAAGUUGUCGCCAGCUGCAGCGUCAGGACCAGCAUCCUUGGUCUCGGAAUAUUCUGCGCUGCUGCAGCUCUGUCGUGAGCUGGACAAGACACCAGAUAUGACGCGCCUCAUAGAUACUAAGCUGCUCAAAUAUUAUCAUAGUGUGCAUGAGAGCUUUGUGCGCUCGCGUGGCUUUCGCAAGCAGCUGGAGCAAACGAUGGAACGCAUACGCGCCGAGCCGGAUAUGAUCUAUGUGCAUCUUAAGUGUGUGGUCGAUGAACUGAAGGUGCGACGCAAAGCCAAAGCGGUGGUGCUGGAUGCGACGCCACCGGUAGAUGAAGAAACUUCUGCGCCGGCGGUGGCGCCGACUGCAGCAAACAUUCCUGCUGCCACGUCUACUCCCACACCCUCACCCACAGCCACUCCCAGCACAGGCAAUAAACGGACAGAUGAGCGGAUACGCAAAUUAAAUCGAACUCUUUACACCAUAACAAAACGUAUUAGCGCGCUGGAGGAAGCGGAUGUUGAUUGGAACGAUGAUGAUGAUUCGAGCUAUCUGCAAGUGGAGCGCUAUAAAAAGCGCGCCUGUCAAAUCUAUGAAAAAAUCUGUGAUCUAACCGGUGAAAGUAAAAGCGCGCAUCGUCAGCUAAAGCAGCCUAUAUGCUUCAAGGACUCACCUCAUCCACAAUUCAAUCGAACGCUUUCUGCGUUUGUCAAUCGCAUGCAUGAGUUUCCAGAUUAUCAUGAUGUGUUGCAGCUGCUUGAGCAUUGCAACAAGGAGAAGGAACUUGGACUGGCCACAUUCGAAAUGAAGCGCAUAGCUCACGAUGCUUUUGUUAAAGUGGGCCGCCUGCUGCAGGCGCGGCGCAAGACUGAUCUCUACGAGACCGUUACACAUUUUACAGCCAAUGCUAAGGAUCCCGCAGCCAGCGAUGCCGAUUUGCUUGCUAAGCUGAAUGAGAAUAACAAAAAGCAAACCAAGAUUAGUGACAUUUUGGAAAAAUUUGCUCGAGAGCAGGAUCUUACCACGGAGGAGCAGCGCGAGGCGCGUUUAAAAGAGAAGCAGCUGCAGCAACAACAACAACAGCAAACCUUGCCACUAGCAAUUAUUGCUGUAGACGCUGAUGAUAAGCCCAGUACCAGUGCUGAGGCAGCGCAGGCGCUAAGCAAUGGCAGCACGGCACAUGCUGUCAUCAGCGAAAGUGAAAGCGAAGAAGAUGAGGAUGAGUCCGAUGAGGAUGUGGACACAUUUGUGGAUAACUUCAAAGCCAAUGGCGAUCUUAGCGAUGCCGAUGUAGAGUCCGAUACAGAAGCGAAUGCCUCACCAAAGACCAUAACUGCAGCUGCUAAUGUGAUAGUUAACGAUGUAACGAGAGUUAAGACUGCUGCCAUCAAAGAGAAUGUAGAACACGAUUACUACUAUGCCCUGGAUAAUGGCAUGCCAAAGGAUGCAACAGCAACUGGCCUCACGUCGCUUAAGGUCAUUUCCGUCUCUAGUCUAAAUGCCAGUGUGUCCAAGGAGCAGCAGCAGCAACAACAACAACAGAAGCAGCAGCAGCCAAUUCAAUCACGGCUAACUAUAGGCACUGAAAUUGUCAUAUCGGAUGAGGAGUCAUAAGCUUUGCUUUAAAAUCUGUGUUUAGCUAGUAGUUAGUUUUUAAUAAUUUAUAUACAUGCAUCACUGACGCACACAUUUUGUUAUCAUUAUUUUGUAUUGCAUUAUUUUUUGCCCAAAUUCAUUUUGACAUAUGUAUUGUAUAUCAUAUUGAAUAUAUAAUUUACGGCACGUUGUGGCUGCUGUGUGGACCGAUGUCCUUAGAUAGUGUACAUAAUUUUAAAAUACUACAACUAGUACUAUUAAGUGUGUCU
Molecule: messenger RNA, 3987 nt
Organism: Drosophila busckii
Lineage: Eukaryota; Metazoa; Arthropoda; Insecta; Diptera; Drosophilidae
Product: mucin-2
Biological process (GO): regulation of transcription by RNA polymerase II
Cellular component (GO): mediator complex
Molecular function (GO): histone binding; transcription coactivator activity
Source: RefSeq, a predicted model, not a curated record